Molecule: messenger RNA, 4828 nt
Organism: Syngnathus typhle (broad-nosed pipefish)
Lineage: Eukaryota; Metazoa; Chordata; Actinopteri; Syngnathiformes; Syngnathidae
Product: thrombospondin-1-like
Exons: 22
Coding region: 181-3699 (1172 amino acids)
Biological process (GO): cell adhesion; negative regulation of angiogenesis
Cellular component (GO): extracellular region
Molecular function (GO): protein binding; calcium ion binding
Source: RefSeq, a predicted model, not a curated record
GGCAGUCACACAUUGCAAUCCAACUUGAGAGCAUCAAUUGGAAUUAAAAAAGAAAUAAGAACUGCUUUUGAAUUGAUGCUCAAGGAGAGACGGGAUAAAUAAUAACAGGAGGAAAUUUUCUUUUGAAAUCCGCUUCUUUUGAAGGAAUCUUCUGCUUUUAAGCGUUUUGACUUGAGAGCCAUGAUGCUGCACGGCAUCUUUCUGUUGUCGCUGCUUUGGAGUUGUGAGGCUGCAAUAUUAGCAGAAACCCGUGAUGACAACAGUGUUUAUGACUUAUUCGAUCUGGUGCGGGUAGACAAGAGGCACAACGGCGUGACUUUGGUCAAAGGGGCUGACCCGUACAGCCCGGCAUAUAAAGUUCUGAAUGCAGAAUUGAUCCCGCCGGUCCCUGACAACUCCUUCGGGGACCUCAUCGACUCCAUCCAGCUGGAGAGGGGUUUCAUCCUCUUAGUCAACCUGAAACAAUCCAAGAGGAACAGAGGAAGCCUCUUGACCAUUGAGAAGAAAGACGGCUCAGGUCCCGUGUUGGAGAUCAUCUCCAACGGCAAGGCCAAUACUUUGGACGUCUUCUACUCCACCGGCAACCACCAGCAGCUGGUGUCCAUCGAGGAGGCUCACUUAGCCACGGGGCACUGGAAGAACAUCACGCUCUUCUUCCAGGAUGACCGUGUGAAGCUCUUGGUGGGCUGCGAUGAAAUCAACGUGUCCGAGAUGGACGAGCCCAUCCAGAAAGUAUUGUCCGCGGAGCUGGCGGACAUCGCCAGGCUCAGGAUUGCGAAGGGAGCAACUCGGGAUAAAUUUAUGGGAGUGCUUCAGAAUGUGAGAUUCGUCUUUGGGACAUCCCUGGAGACCAUUCUGAGAAAUAAGGGAUGCGAAAAUGGAGCUGCCUUAACUGACGUCCUGACUCUGGACAACCCAAUGAACGGCUCCAGCCCCGCCAUCAGGACCGACUACACUGGCCACAAAACCAAAGAUCUACAAGCCCACUGCGGCUACUCUUGCGAGGAAAUCGCAGGCCUGUUCAAGGAACUCCGAGGACUCGGUGUGGUGGUGAAGCACGUGACCAACGAGCUGCGUAAAGUGUCUGAGGUCAGCGCCAAGAUUCAAGAUCAAAUCAAGAAUCACAGUAGUGUUUGCAUCCACAACGGGAUUGUGCACAAUGAUCGAGACGAGUGGACUGUGGACGACUGCACCGAGUGUACCUGCCAGAACUCUGCCACUGUGUGCCGAAAAAUCUCCUGUCCUCUGAUUCCCUGCACCAAUGGCACCGUUCCAGAAGGAGAGUGCUGCCCCAGAUGUGGAAAUCCAAGUGACUCUGCUGAAGACGACUGGUCCCCUUGGUCUCAGUGGACCCGUUGUUCCGUGACUUGUGGUCGAGGAAUCCAGCAGCGUGGGCGCUCUUGCGAUCGCAUCAACAGUAACUGCGAGGGCACCUCAGUCCAAACCCGAGACUGCUUCCCUCAAGAAUGUGACAAACGAUUCAAACAAGAUGGAGGGUGGAGCCAUUGGUCUCCUUGGUCUUCAUGCUCUGUGACCUGUGGAGAAGGUGUCAUCACACGUAUACGUCUCUGCAACUCUCCAACACCCCAGAUGGGCGGCAUGGACUGCCAGGGAGAAGGACGCCAAACUGAAAUCUGCCACAAGUCACCCUGUCCUAUCAAUGGCGGUUGGGGACCUUGGUCACCAUGGGACACGUGCACCGUGACAUGCAACGGAGGAAUCCAGAACCGUAAACGUCUCUGCUCCGAUCCCGUUCCCAAAUACGGGGGCAAGGACUGCGUUGGUGACGCCACCAUGUCUCAAGUGUGCAACAAACAGGACUGUCCCAUUGAUGGUUGCCUUUCCAACCCAUGCUUCUCUGGCGCCAAGUGCAUGAGCUUCCCCGAUGGCUCGUUCAAAUGCGGCAGGUGUCCGAUCGGCUACAAAGGCGACGGCAUCACCUGCAAAGACAUCGAUGAGUGCAAGGAGGUCCCCGAUGCUUGCUAUACAUACAACGGAGUCCAUCGUUGUGAGAACACAGAUCCAGGUUACAACUGCCAGCCGUGUCCAGCUCGUUACUCUGGUUCUCAACCCUUUGGAAGAGGAGUGGAGCAAGCGACGGCGAAAAAACAGGUUUGCAAACCACGUAACCCAUGCCAGGACGGUAGCCACAACUGCAACAAAAACGCCAACUGUAUUUAUUUGGGCGUCUUCUCCGAGUCCAUGUUCCGCUGUGAGUGCAAGCCAGGCUAUGCUGGCAAUGGUUAUAUUUGUGGAGAGGAUACUGACCUGGAUGGGUGGCCCAACUCGGACUUGUUAUGCGUGGCGAAUGCCACCUACCACUGCAAGAAGGAUAACUGCCCCAACCUUCCCAAUUCUGGUCAGGAAGAUUAUGACAAGGAUGGCCGUGGUGAUGAAUGUGACCACGAUGAUGACAAUGAUGGUAUCCCUGAUGAUAGGGACAACUGCCCGAGAGUGUACAACCCUGCUCAGUAUGACGCCGACAGGGAUGAUGUUGGUGACACAUGUGACAACUGUAUUUUCGAGUCAAACACUGACCAGACCGACACGGACAAUAACGGAGAGGGGGAUGCCUGCGCUGUGGAUAUUGACGGUGAUGGCGUUCUGAAUGAGAACGACAACUGCCCAUAUGUUUAUAAUGUGGAUCAGAGGGAUACGGAUCGGGACGGUGUGGGAGACCACUGCGAUAACUGCCCCCUCGAGCAUAACCCCGAUCAGACUGACUCAGAUUCGGAUCUUGUGGGAGACAAGUGUGACAACAACCAGGACAUUGAUGAGGAUGGCCAUCAGAACAAUUUGGACAACUGCCCGUACAUACCAAACGCCAACCAGGCUGAUCACGACAAAGACGGCAAGGGUGAUGCCUGUGACCACGAUGACGAUAACGACGGCAUUCCCGAUGACAAAGACAAUUGCAGGCUGGCCUUCAACCCCGAUCAGUUGGACUCUGAUGGUGAUGGCCGAGGCGAUGUGUGCAAAGACGAUUUCGACCAAGACAACAUCCUGGAUAUUUAUGACGUUUGCCCGGAGAACUUUGCCAUCAGUGAAACCGACUUCCGCCGUUUCCAGAUGGUUCCUCUUGAUCCUAAAGGCACUUCUCAGAUUGAUCCGAACUGGGUGGUCAGACAUCAGGGCAAGGAGUUGGUGCAGACUGUCAACUGUGACCCAGGCAUCGCCGUUGGUUUUGAUGAGUUCAGCGCCGUCGACUUCAGCGGGACCUUCUUCGUUAACACAGACCGAGACGACGACUACGCCGGUUUUGUGUUUGGCUACCAGUCAAGUUCUCGAUUCUACACAGUCAUGUGGAAGCAGAUCACACAGACCUAUUGGUCUCACACUCCCACACGGGCUCAAGGCUACUCUGGCCUUUCCAUCAAAGUGGUCAACUCUACCACCGGUCCUGGUGAGCACCUGAGGAACGCACUGUGGCACACCGGAGACACACCCGGACAGGUUCGUACUCUGUGGCACGACCCAAAGAACAUCGGCUGGAAGGACUUCACCGCCUACAGAUGGCACCUUGUCCAUAGACCAAAGAGUGGGCUUAUUAGAGUUGUGAUGUACGAGGGCAAGAGAAUCAUGGCAGACUCUGGAAACAUCUUUGACAAAACCUAUGCCGGAGGGCGACUAGGGUUGUACGUCUUCUCUCAGGAGAUGGUGUACUUCUCUGAUCUUAAAUAUGAAUGUAGAGAUUCGUAAUGCAAUGAAGACACAACCCUAGCUGAAGGACGUCUUCCAAUUUGACGAUACAAUCCGGGCAAUGCACGUUGGAGGAAUGAUGAGCAUGUGGUAGCGUGAGGUAACAUGACCUCAGGACUUUGAAAGCUAAAUGAAAGUUCAAUGAUAUAUCUGCACCAUAUUCAUAUUGUGAGCACAGCUCUGCUCCGAAAAAUUUGGCCCCUGCCUUUGCAGCCGAAAAAAGGGAGCCACAUUUAUUGCUUUGCACACCUGAACUUUGCUGGUAUCCCUCUGCGGAGGACGGAUCUAAGGGAAAUUCCUUCUUUUCAUAUUCGUUUCAUCCUCGAGCAUUAUUUGACAUCUGCUGUGGACUCAUUUUGAAGAAAGCAGUAGGAGAACUUUCUUUAGCUGAGGGAAUACUCCCUCUCGAAGGAGCCAUGGACGGUUUGGAAUGACUGUAAUGAUUGUGUGGUUUGAGUGAAUGUGUAUUAGCUCCCAAAAAAAGUGUUGUUUUUUUACCAUUCAGGUCAGUCACUCUUCCAAACAUAUUAUUCAAGGUCUUCUACGUAGGGAUGGCCAGUUAGAAGAAAUUCUCAGGUUAAGAGCACAAAAAGGAGAGUACAGGGCACAAAGAUUGUUUUUAGCCAAUGAUUGUUUUUUUAGGUACUAAAAAGAAGGGAGGGGCCUAAUUAUUGAUUGGUUGGUAAGAAUGCAGUGCACUGAUACAACCAGCAGAGGUGCUGUUCGGUUCCAACUGUCUGAAGGAGUCAAAUAUGAUGUCAGCUAGGGGAAGCUGAGCUACUUUGUUGCUAUGACAACUCCUCCAGCUAGCAUUAUUCUGCUAAUACAAGUUUAGAAUUUUCCCUUUUGAAAUAUUUAUAGUCCACAUGCAUGAGUGAUGUGCCUGAGCUUGAGUGUGAAUUUCUGACAAAGGAAAAAGAAAAGGAUAUCCUUUAAGUACAAUUAUUACCUCAUGGAUGGGUUUUUUUUGUAUUGAGGCCAGCGAUAGACAAACAAAUCAUUUUUCUUAGGACGAAUUGAAUGGCUUCAAUUUGUUUUUUUGCAAGACUGUACUAUCAGUCAUGUGCUGUAUAUAAGAUAUUUUUCUAGGGGAGAUGAAAAAAAAAGAAGCCCAAACAGGAAAACUUAA